Lachancea lanzarotensis is the source of this 948-nucleotide messenger RNA. RefSeq names its product LALA0S11e02322g1_1 (gene YIF1). Gene Ontology annotation, cellular component: Golgi membrane; COPII-coated ER to Golgi transport vesicle; endoplasmic reticulum membrane. Gene Ontology annotation, biological process: endoplasmic reticulum to Golgi vesicle-mediated transport. Lineage: Eukaryota; Fungi; Ascomycota; Saccharomycetes; Saccharomycetales; Saccharomycetaceae. The coding region runs from base 1 to 948 and encodes 315 amino acids. The record is from RefSeq and is a predicted model, not a curated record. The transcript has a single exon.
AUGUCCUACAAUCCGUAUGCGUACGCUCAGGAAGAUGCGGGCAACAUGUAUCUGAGCGAGCGGUCCCAGCACAAUGUAGGAGACAUUCCGGCCCAGCACCCAAAUUCACAGGGUUUUGGCAAGGCACCACUACCACAACAACAACAACAACAACAACAGCAUGCAAAUGGGCCGAACGGAGCUUUUCCCUUCCAGGACCCCAGAUCUUCAGUUGCCUACCAAUUGGGGCAGUCCGCGUUUUCCAACAUCAUAGGACAGAAUAAUUUCAACCAAAUCCAAGAAAACUUCAGUAAAGCCACAGGUAAUUCGUCAGCGUUGUCUCACUACUUCCAGGUCUCCAACAGCUAUGUCUUCCGCAAGCUGAAAAUCAUUUUAUUACCAUUUUUGCACCGCAACUGGCAGCGACUGCCGAUCCCACAGAACGGAACCGGCAUGGGGCCCAGCUUUCAGGUACCACGCGUUGAUGUGAAUUCGCCAGAUAUGUACAUCCCCGUUAUGGGCCUCGUCACGUACAUUCUGUGCUGGAAUUUCCAACAAGGGCUGCAGGGUUCUUUUGAUCCAGGCAACCUGUAUCAACGUCUGUCUACAACACUAGCUUCCGUUUUAAUGGAUCUCUUCAUAUUGAAAAUGGGCCUCUUCCUCUUGGUAAGCGCGAAAUCUCCCACCACCGGCAUAACCGAGCUGGCGUGUUACGUCGGCUACAAGUUUGUUCCAUUGACGCUGGCUUUACUUCUGCCCUCGACACCAUAUUUUGCAUCUGUUCUGGGCAAGAUAUACCUGCUAAUAGCUUUCGGCGUAUUUUUACUUAGAUCUGUCAAGUUCAACCUGUUCGUUGAUGGGAGCAACGAGGUUCACACUGUCAAGAAAAGCGUUGUCAAGAAGUGCAAUUACUUUUUGUUCGUGUAUGGCUUUGUCUGGCAGAGCGUUUUGAUGUGGUUAAUGGGGUGA